AUGGAAUCUGCGAUUAAGCAACCGUGUGCCGACAUACAGCUCAAGCAGGAGACGGCUGUGGUGGUGGCAGCGGACAAUGUCAAACUGGCGCCAUUGCCGUCGCGUCGUCAAGGUGUCGAAGGAGGGGAAGAAGGAGAACGAACCAUCGACGAUGAUGUGACGGCUGCCCAACAAGAAUACACUGUCUUCACCAAAGGCCAGAAGACUUUGAUCCUCUUCUUGGCCACGUGGGCUGGUCUUCUAUCUCCUCUGACGGCGAACAUCUAUUUCCCGGCCCUCACGACCCUGGCGACGGACCUGGGAGUCUCGCAGACUCGAAUCAAUCUCACCGUCACCUCCUACAUGAUUUUCCAGGGCCUAUCGCCUACCAUCUUCGGUGGAUUGGGCGAUACGGCCGGUCGGCGACCGGCAUACAUUCUGGCAUUUACCAUAUACCUCGGAGCCAACAUUGGCCUCGCCCUUCAGGACAGCUACGCGGCCCUGUUGGUGCUCCGAUGCCUUCAAAGCGCGGGUUGCAGCGGUGCGAUCGCGUUGGGCAAUGGAGUCGUGGCCGACAUCUCGGUCAGUUCGGAACGGGGCAUUUACAUGGGCGUCUUUCAAUCUGGGGCCAUGAUCGGACCUUCAUUAGGUCCCCUCAUUGGAGGCCUGGUGAUUGGCCUGUCAGGUUGGAGGACCUUGUUUUGGUUUCUGGUCGUGUUUGGUGGUGUCUUCAUGAUCACCUUCCUGGCCUUCUUUCCUGAAACCAGUCGCAAUGUGGUUGGGAAUGGAUCGCUCGCACCGACGGGAUGGCAUAAGCCCCUGAUCAGCCACUCCUUCAACGCACCCAGGACAACAGCAGCCACAGCAGGAUCGUUGAAACCCAGCUUUCGUUGGCCGAAUCCCCUGCACACAUUCGCCAUGUUAGGAGAAAAGGAGACCGGCGUGAUCCUGGCCUACAAUGCCAUCAUUUACACGGCUUUUUACGAUGUGGCCGCCAGCACACCGACGCUCUUUACCAGGAUUUAUGGCUACAGCGCGCUCCAGGUCGGACUUUGCUACCUCCCUUAUGGAGUAGGAUGUGCCAUUGGUUGUAUAGCUGGUGGCAGAGUAAUGGAUUGGAACUUCCUCCGAAUAGGCAGAAAGCCCGAGACGGCCUGGGAUGGCUCCAAGGGAGCGGACCUGGGACGAUUCCCCAUUGAACGGGCGAGAAUUCAGGUGAUCUGGCCGAUCCUAUACAUCGGGAUCGCGGCCAUCUGCUGCUACGGCUGGACCCUGGAAUGGAACGCAAGCGUCGCCGCUCCUCUGGUCCUGCAAUUCAUCAUCGGCCUGUGCGUCACCGGAUCAUUCAACGUUCUGGGAACCUUGCUCGUCGACCUGCAUCCCACAGACCCCUCGGCGGCCACGGCUGCGAAUAAUCUCGUCCGGUGCCUGCUGGGCGCCGCGGGGACGGGCAUCAUUGACAUCAUGAUCAGCGGCAUGGGCAGCGGAUGGUGCUUUACGUGCAUUGCUCUGAUCUGUCUGGUCACCAGUCCCAUGUUGUGGCUGGUGACCAGAUGGGGACCCGGCUGGAGAGACGAGGGUCGUCGGAAGAAGAGUGGCUAG
Messenger RNA from Capronia coronata CBS 617.96, 1581 nucleotides. RefSeq lists its product as uncharacterized. Lineage: Eukaryota; Fungi; Ascomycota; Eurotiomycetes; Chaetothyriales; Herpotrichiellaceae. Gene Ontology annotation, molecular function: transmembrane transporter activity. The record is from RefSeq and is a predicted model, not a curated record. The coding region runs from base 1 to 1581 and encodes 526 amino acids. Gene Ontology annotation, biological process: transmembrane transport. The transcript is spliced from 2 exons.